Messenger RNA from Rhea pennata, 1371 nucleotides. RefSeq names its product visinin like 1 (gene VSNL1). The record is from RefSeq and is a predicted model, not a curated record. Bases 92 to 667 code for a protein of 191 amino acids. The transcript has 4 exons. NCBI's taxonomy places the organism in Eukaryota, Metazoa, Chordata, Aves, Rheiformes, Rheidae. Gene Ontology annotation, molecular function: calcium ion binding.
GCCGCGUCCCUCCGGCCCCGGCACCCGCAGCAGGCGCGGCCCCAGCGCGCUCCCCUCGCACCCGCCGAUCGCCAGCGGCGCCCACCACAGAAUGGGGAAACAAAAUAGCAAGCUGGCCCCUGAAGUGAUGGAGGAUCUGGUGAAGAGCACGGAGUUCAAUGAACAUGAGCUAAAACAGUGGUACAAAGGAUUUCUAAAGGACUGUCCGAGUGGUAGGCUGAACCUUGAGGAAUUUCAGCAGCUCUACGUAAAGUUCUUUCCCUACGGAGAUGCUUCGAAGUUUGCCCAGCACGCCUUCCGAACCUUCGAUAAGAACGGAGAUGGAACCAUCGACUUCAGAGAGUUCAUCUGCGCACUGUCCAUCACCUCAAGAGGCAGCUUUGAGCAAAAAUUAAACUGGGCCUUCAACAUGUAUGACUUGGAUGGUGACGGUAAAAUUACAAGAGUGGAAAUGCUGGAAAUUAUAGAGGCCAUCUACAAAAUGGUGGGCACUGUGAUAAUGAUGAAAAUGAACGAGGAUGGUCUGACGCCUGAGCAACGGGUAGACAAGAUCUUCAGUAAGAUGGAUAAGAACAAAGACGACCAGAUCACACUGGAUGAAUUUAAAGAAGCUGCAAAGAGUGAUCCUUCCAUCGUAUUACUCCUGCAGUGUGACAUUCAAAAAUGAGCUUGUGUACAAUGCAUCAUAGACUGCACAGAAGUUUAAAUGUUCCAUUCAGUUUGCAGCUAUUUCCACACACACACACAAAUUUGCUUGGACUACCUAUCAAUGGACUUGCUUCUUGUGUUUGAAACACUUGUGUGCAUGAGAAUGUCAUUUGCUAAAGAAUUUUAAAAGUAUAUAUUAUAAAAAUAAACUGCCACAACGUGACGUGUGCAAUGUCAUUUCAUAACAACCCUAUUCCUCUGAAGCCUGUGCAGCAGUCCUGUGCUGCAGUGAAUUAUAUUAUUUAUUGUUCAUGUUUUACUGAUGCUAGCUCUGUGUCUCCUAGACUGAGUAAUGUUAGUGACACUGAAUUCCCAUGGUAAUGUUAACUGUUUAUUAUAAAUCAUGUCACCAUUCUGCUGUAAAGUAGUACUGGACAGACAGAGGGGAAGAUGUCCUCAGUUCUCAAGUCUGAUCCACACAUGUGCUUGAAUUGUCAGUGGAUAUAAAUGUACUUCAUUUGCAUGCCUUUUAGGUUUGCCUUAAUUCUUACCUCAUUUGCAUCCCUUCAAUCUGGAAAGAGCUAUGUCAGAGGAAUGCAGUAUGAACACGCAAAUCCUGCUAAAAUGCUCCCUUUAAUUAGAAGCAUAUAUAAAUAUAUAUAUAUAAUGUUCAAAAUAUUGUUUUAUUGGAAGUUCAAAAGUUUUAUUGAAAGUGUAUUGAUC